Molecule: messenger RNA, 765 nt
Organism: Cotesia congregata
Lineage: Eukaryota; Metazoa; Arthropoda; Insecta; Hymenoptera; Braconidae
Source: the annotation of a GenBank genome assembly
AUGGCUACUGACGUUGAAGAAUCAGAUACGGAGGAUCAUGAGCGUCCUGCACCACCUAAAAGACAGUGUGUUAAUUUUCUAAGUGAGGAUGAUGAGCAAUCGGCCCAUCAACCUGUUCAAGAUUCGAGUUCUACAGAAGACAGCGAACUGUUGACCCGGGAAAAGUUUCAACGUUAUCAUCAGUAUCAGAUAGAUAAGCACUGUUAUAUGGGUUCUGUUGAUAAUACAAUAAACCGUGUUAUGGAAACUUAUAUUCUGACACCUCUGACAGAACGUAUACAACUAAGAUUAUCAACAGGCGAAUCCGAGAUGGAAGACCAUGCUGUUAUGAUGGCGAUACGUAAUCAUGGACUUGUACAUUCCUCAGUUAAUAAUUUUUCUUCACAUUCAAAUACUAAUAGCAGCAAUGCGUAUUGGUACAGCGAUGAUGAAUAUAAUUCAUCGUUAAGUCCUAUAAAUUGUAUGAGUAAUAUCACAACAACAGUUGCAGGAGCAGCUGCUGUUGUUGAACAAUUGUCAUCAGAAUCGAGUGAUUCUAAUUCAGCAUCAGCAACAUCCUCAACUAAAAUAAUUCAACCGCGAACAUUCCAAUCAUUUGAUGAUAAAAUAAUAAAACAUAAUAAUAUUCGUAGUAAUAAUAAUGUUAAUUGGAGUGCAGAUAAAAAUGACGAUGGUGAUCAGCAGAGCCAAGAUAUUUUAGAGCGAGCUGUGUCUGAAGCCAUUAAAAUUAAAGGACUGAGUGUACUCAGUGUUGAUUAUGUCUGA